Molecule: messenger RNA, 1507 nt
Organism: Arachis duranensis
Lineage: Eukaryota; Viridiplantae; Streptophyta; Magnoliopsida; Fabales; Fabaceae
Product: fructose-bisphosphate aldolase 1, chloroplastic
Exons: 6
Coding region: 111-1319 (402 amino acids)
Biological process (GO): glycolytic process; fructose 1,6-bisphosphate metabolic process
Cellular component (GO): cytosol
Molecular function (GO): fructose-bisphosphate aldolase activity
Source: RefSeq, a predicted model, not a curated record
AGUGCAUGUGUGGUAAAAAGGCACACAAAGAGGUUGCUGAAGGGGAUAAGAUUAUUGUGUUGCUGCUUGUUAAGGCAGAUUCAUACCAUUUUAUUGCAUUGAAAUAAACAAUGGCCUCAGCAUCAGCAUCAGCAACUCUUCUCAAGUCAUCCCCAGUUCUUGACAAGUCUGAGUGGGUUAAAGGCCAAACACUUCGCCAAACUGCGGUGUCUCUUGCAAGAACCAACUCUGCCACCCCAUCACCAUCAGCACUCACCAUCAGAGCUGGUUCCUAUGCCGAUGAGCUCGUCAAGACCGCGAAAACUAUUGCUUCACCUGGGCGAGGGAUUUUGGCCAUGGAUGAGUCAAAUGCAACCUGUGGGAAGCGUUUGGCCUCAAUUGGGCUAGAGAACACUGAAGCUAACCGCCAAGCAUACCGUACCCUCCUUGUGGCAGCACCAGGCCUUGGUCAGUUCAUCUCCGGUGCCAUUCUCUUUGAGGAAACUCUCUACCAAUCCACCGUUGAUGGCAAGAAAAUUGUUGAUUUACUUAAAGAGCAAAGCAUUGUUCCUGGUAUCAAAGUCGACAAGGGUUUGGUGCCCUUGGCUGGUUCCAAUGAUGAGUCAUGGUGCCAAGGUUUGGAUGGUCUUGCCUCUCGCUCAGCCGCAUACUACCAGCAAGGUGCUCGUUUCGCCAAAUGGCGCACUGUUGUGAGCAUACCCAAUGGUCCCUCUGCUUUGGCUGUCAAGGAAGCAGCAUGGGGUUUGGCUCGCUAUGCAGCCAUUUCUCAGGACAAUGGCUUGGUCCCAAUUGUGGAGCCAGAGAUCUUGCUUGAUGGUGAACAUGGCAUUGACAGGACUUUUGAGGUAGCGAAAAAGGUUUGGGCUGAGGUUUUCUUCUACCUUGCUGAGAACAAUGUCCAGUUUGAGGGUAUCCUCCUUAAGCCUAGCAUGGUUACUCCUGGAGCUGAGUCCAAAGACAGGGCCUCUCCUCAAAAAGUUGCUGACUACACACUCAAGCUCCUUCACAGCAGAAUUCCCCCGGCCGUCCCCGGAAUUAUGUUCUUGUCAGGUGGACAAUCUGAGGUGGAAGCAACCCUCAACUUGAAUGCAAUGAACCAAUCUCCAAACCCAUGGCAUGUGUCCUUCUCAUAUGCCAGAGCCCUCCAAAACACUUGCUUGAAGACAUGGGGAGGCCGUCCGGAGAAUGUCAAGGCUGCUCAAGAUGCCCUCCUUUUCCGUGCCAAGUCCAACUCACUUGCUCAGCUUGGAAAGUACACCGGCGACGGCGAAUCUGAGGAAGCCAAGAAAGAGUUGUUUGUGAAGGGCUACUCCUACUAAGAUGUUGAGUGGUGAAUCUGAUAUAUAUAUACAUGUUCAGCAACAUAAUGUGGAGGGAAAGAUUGGAAUGGAAGACUGAUUUGUGUAAAAGUUGUAAUGUUCUAGUCUUGGAGACUAUUUUUGUUCAUGGAGACUGUUUUGCUCAUGAUUAAGUGCAACUCUACAACUUAAUAAGCCUUUUGCCAUAA